Messenger RNA from Paramuricea clavata, 9888 nucleotides. NCBI's taxonomy places the organism in Eukaryota, Metazoa, Cnidaria, Anthozoa, Malacalcyonacea, Plexauridae. The record is from the annotation of a GenBank genome assembly.
UACAAUAUAUUGUAGAAAUUAAACCCAGGGCAGACCACACACGCAAGGCAUUGGGUUUAGUUAUAGUAUGUUUAUCUUUAGCUUAGCGUCUUCAAUUGAUGACAUUCAAGAGGAGGAGGAAAGCCACUAUGUUGACAAACUUAAGGAAUAUCAUUUGUAUGCUGACUCCAUCAGGUAAUUUUUGAAGGAGGACCCCAAAUAGAAAUACUGAAAUCAGGUCCGCGGAGACGUUGGGUGUGGCAAGGGGGAAAAGUUUCCCAAUGACGUCAUAAUUGUUAAACAGGAGAAGUGGUGUUUUACAAUAUAUUGUGCUUUAUUGCAUAUUAUCCGGUACUGGCACAGCUAGGAGUUAGUUAUUUUCUCGGUGAAGCAAUCUUGUUUGAGGAAAGGGACUUCGUCGCUUUGGAGGCCCUGUUUGAGCUAGGGGCCCAGUGCAAACUACCCCCUCUGCGGCACUGAGUGAAAUAUCGAUGGUUCCCCAUGCAAGGACUCUAGAUUUCAAAUUUAUCCGAACCUAUAAACGAGUUGGGUAUUGAAUAAACAUUGAAAUCUCUAAUAUUGAAAUUUCUCUAAUUGUCCUAAAGGAUAUGCAAAUAGAUUUCUGAAGAGCGCAGGACCUCAAGAAUAUUUGAUUGUGGGAAAUCACCAGGGCCCCAAACUUAUAAUUUGCCCUCCCAAACUUUUCUGUGCUUCAAUGAUACGGACUAAGCAUUACAGUUUGUUGCCCUGUUUUCAUACAGUAAAGUGUUUUCACACUGUAUUUUCCGAUUUUGGAUUUCCGCAAGGUGCAAUUUUUUGCAGAUGACGACCGCUUCCCAUUGCUGCAUUACCUUAUAAGAUAGACCGCUAAAGUUUUUUUAUUUUUACUCAAUGGAAGUAGUUCAUGCUCAUAUCCACAUUUCGGACAUCCUGGUCGCGUAUUCGGACACCUAAUAAUGAUCGCUUUUCUCUCGACGAUAAGCUGUAUUGUGAUGUAUAUUAUACACUUAUAGGUAAACUACGUCAAGCGUUCCUCUUUUGAGUUUCUAAAUUGAUUGCAAUUUUCCUCAUUACCUUUGCAAUUUAAAAAAAACUCCCUUUGCAAAUCCCUUGAGGGAAUUUGCAAUGUUGCUAAAAGUCGAUUAAAUUUUCCUCAUUCCUGUUAGAAGUUCGUAACUUCCUGUUACAAAAAUAACCCACCAAUGAGAACGCUCAGAACGCAACAGGAAGUCAGGAAAUUAAAACAGGAAGUUAGGAAAAUUUUAAAUUAAGGUUUUUUUUGUUGGAAUAUUGCAACAGUCGAUAGGAACAUUGCAAAUUCCCUCAAAGGAUUUGCAAAGAGUUUUUCAAAUUCGCAAAGCUAAUGAGGAAAAUUCAAAAUGAGUUAGGAAGUCAUAAUGUCUGCUCCCGAAGGAAAUAGUUAGUUUUGUUUUCCCAAAUGUCUCAAUAGUUAGUUUUGUUUUCCCAAAUGUCUCAAUUGAGAUUCGAGGGGAAACAAAACUAUCCCCCGGAGGGAACAGACAUUAAGUGUUUUCUUAUAUACAAAAGAAAGAAGAAUCGACAACAUUCAUACAACAAUUCAAUUUCAUGACAAAAAUAUAUAGUGUAAACGAGCUUAAAAUGAACAGAGCCGAUUUAAACGAGGUCGGGAAUCUUCGAGUUAAGCCCUUCGAGUUAAGCCCCGACCACGCCCUGUUUUGCCAUGACCACGCCCUUUUUCGGGAAGGGCUUAACUCGAAGAACGAAACACGAUUUGGGUUAUUCGAGUUAAGCCCCGGUGCUCAACUCGAAGUUUGACAAAAAAGUUGUUGCUCGAGUUAAGCCCCGACUUUUGAAGUAUGUCAACGAGUGCAAUAUUAAAUUGUCAAAUUUUCAAUACAAAAAAAACCAAAGCACAGAAAUUUUCCCAAAAACAACUUAUAGAUCGCUAAUGUAAUACGAUUAUCAAAAACAAUCACAAUUAUUAUAUCGUUAACAAUAUUUUAGCUUUUUCAUAUUAAAUUAAUAUUAAAUUUAACAACAGGUAAUUACUUUUAUUGGAUCGUUUAUCCACAACAUGAAACAACAAAACAACAAAACAAUAUUUUAAUUAUAAAGUAGAUAGAAUCCUAACUCGUUCCUUUUGUUUCAAUGUGCACAAUAUUGACAAAUUAACAGUUUUACUGUAACAGAAAAGGUGCAACCUUCUCCCAUCACCUUGAACAAAACUAAUCUAUUAAGAAAAUGAUCGAAAAUGACAGCACGUAAUAACUAAAGAGAAAGGGAGGAGAGGGAAGGAAUUUCGGUAUAGAAUGAUCUGUCUUUGACAACUUGCGCCACAGUUAAUAGAAAUACACCAGAGACUCGCGCCACAUACGCACAUAACGAAUGGUUUCAUUUGGGUAAACAAAUUAUCACGGGGAGAAAUUGUUACAUUUGAGUAAAAUACGCAAAUGUAACAAUUUCUCCCCGUAAUAAUGGCGCUACGUUGACUUGUAUUAAAACGGGAAUAUUUGCAGAGCGAUUAGUAAUUUCAAUUAUAAACGAAAUAGUGACGUAGCACCAUUAUUAUGGGGAUAAAUCGUUACAUUUCGGUAAUGGGUAUUUUACUCAAAUGUAACAAUUUCUCCCCGUGAUAAUUUCUUUACCCAAAUGAAACCAUUCGUGAUUCGUAACCAUUUGGCUAAUCAAAAUAAUCAAAUUACUGUACUUGUGCGUAUGAGGCGCGAGUCUCUGGGCCAUACUCUGGGCGCAAGUUGUCAAAGACAGAUCAUUCUAUACCGAAGUUCCUUCCCUUUCCUCCUUUUUUCUUUAGUUAUUACGUGCUGUCAUUUUCGAUCAUUUUCUUAAUAGAUUAGUUUUGUUCAAGGUGAUGAGAGAAGGUUGCACCUUUUCUGUUUAAGGCCAAUGAAAAUUGAUAUCAUGUUUCUCGUGCACAAUUUUCAAAAAUUUGGAGCGGGAUUUUUUCAUUUUUCAUUAUUUUUUGUAUUUGAAUUCUGCUUGUCAAUAAUUUCCUUGACCCAGUAAAAAACCCCAUAAAAAUCUGAAGUAUUAAAAAUUGGUGUAUAAUUCAUUUUAAUUUAAUACGUCCUACACUACAGUCUACAGACUACAGUAUAUUUCUACACAUACCAGGGCUGACAUGAAAAAUAGAGGCAUUCUGGCGAGUUAUAUCUUUAGAAAGAUACAAUUUGAGUUGCGCUUGCGGAAUGCAGCAAUAAGACUUUGAUCUGGAGAUGAAUUUGGUGUUUUUAAGCCUAUUUUUCAAAAAUAAUGAAUAAUGAAAAAUUUUCGUGCGGCAGAUAAAUCCCAUGCGGGCGGGGACGAGAAACAUGAUAUCAAUUUUCAUUGGCCUUACGGUAAAACUGUUAAUUUGUCGAUAUUGUGCACAUUGAAACAAAAGGAACGAGUUAGGAUUCUAUCUACUUAAAAAUUAAAAUAUUGUUUUGUUGUGGAUAAACGAUCCACUAAAAGUAAUUACCUGUUGUUAAAUUUAAUAUUAAUUUAAUAUGAAAAACCUAAAAUAUUGUUAACGAUAAUAGUUGUGAUUGUUUUUGAUAAUCGUAUUACAUUAGCGAUUUAUAAGUUCUUUUCGGGACAAUUUCUGUGUUUUGGCUACCCUGGCCCAGAGGUUUUUUUAGGUUUGCCGAACGCGAAAUGCGAGAAGUAAAUACCAUCUGGUUCCAGGGUACCAGAGGGUUAUUCAAAACAGGCGAAAAUAAAUACCCUCUGGUUCCAGGGUAUGUUUUGGCUUUUUUGUAGUGAAAAUUUGACAAUUUAACAUUGCACUCGUUGACAUACUUCAAAAGUCGGGGCUUAACUUUUUGUCAAACUUCGAGUUAAGCCCCGGUGCUUAACUCGAAUAACCCAAAUCGUGUUUCGUUCUUCCAGUUAAGCCCUUUCCGAAAAAGGGCGUGGUCAUGGGAAAACAGGGCGUGGUCAGGGCUUACCUCGAAAAGGGCUUAACUCGAAGAUUCCCGACCUCGAUUUAAACGGUUACAGCAGCAUAUCAUGUUGCCUGUUGGGAUUUCUCUUUUAUAUUAUUUAUUUUAACACAAACUUAGCCUUAUCUAUUGAUAUUGUCAAUUCUAAGCCAUGGUCCGAAUACUCGUGAGCGCUUCAAAAACUGUUCCAAUAAUAAAUUUUAUGACAAUAGCAACAGUUAUUUUCGUGAUUAAAUUUUCGGUCUAUAGCCUUCCUUCAGCUAAAAAUUCUGCUGCAUAUUUUCGCACAAUCAAUCUCCCCAAACGUACUGCCUGGUCAAACUGCCGUAAUCGCCAUUUUAAAGAAAAUAUUUUCGGCCGACCUUUAGUGUUCACGUGUGCACAAAACUAUACAGCAAAAUCGUCAAAAAUACAGAGCAAGAUUCGUGACAUAUCGGGCAAUCGUCUGAACCUAUUGUUUUACAUUUUUUUGCUCAUUUUUUUAUUCAAAAUAUUUCGUCCGAAUACUGGUACUGUCGGAAAACUGGACCACUUGCUGCACGGUUGAUAAUCUGGCAAUGCCGUGGAGUUUAUUACUCUAUAGUUACGUUCACAUAGGUCGUUCGAAUCGCUAGAAAAUCAUGUACUACUUUCGCCUGAUUUCAAGUGUUCUCCGUUUUCAUUUGACUUUUGCUUCUAUUUGCGUUUGCAGAGUUAUGACAAGAAAGCAACAGUUACGUCACUAUAAUGUAGAGAAAGCAGAAGAAGUUGUUGCUGGAAAAAAUACUCAAAAGGAGGAACUUGUUAAAGCGGUAAAAUCAUUGAAUUCUAUUUUGUGCAAAUUCUCAAACUCCUUUAUAAUGAAUGAGCAAAAGAAAGGAAACCAGCACUCUAUCGUUGUCUUGAUACCACGGUGAUAAAGCUAUAAAUUAACUCAACUAUCGCCUUGAAAUUCUCUGUAAAUACAAAUGAAUUUGAGAAGUAGUAUAACAAACUCGAAAUAUAAUUUUCUACGCCAAGAAACGCUUUCUUGUUUAUUAUGUAUUGCAUAAAAUUCCAAAAAUAUCUUGUGAAGUGUAUUUGAUUUUGUUCUCAGAUUUCUCGUUAAAUGGAUUUUAUGUAAUAAAAACAAGUUAAUAUUGUGUGCUGAUUCGCGUCGCUGCUCACACUAAUUGAUAAUUCGAGCUAGAAAUUAAUGCACGUUAGCCGAACGUAUAAAUAGCCAGGGAUUCUUGAAGCAUGCUCUCGAUCAGUUGCUUUCAACGUCUCCCUCCCACCCAUCCUUUGGUUGGAAGCCACAUGCGUGAGCAUGUAGUUAGAAUGACAGUAUAUUCCCUGUGUAAACAGGUGACUUGUCGCGGAUGGGAUGGAGGAGGUACCCAUCAUAACCUUGUCACCGAAUCUAUCCCUACCAAUUGUUAGCGGGCAAUAAUAGUACUAUAUAUACAGUAGUUAGUUGUUAUCAUCGUGAAAUGUUAACUUUCGUUUUACAUUAUGAACUUGCUUACAAAUAAUUGAAUAUUUUUUUUUUAUUAUUAUUAUAUAUUGAAAUAUUAAAAUACAAAUGAGUACUUAUAUAAAAACAAAAUGGGUGUCAACUCUCAAGUUACCUCCAGGCCUUGUAGAAAAAUCAGAAGUUAACUUUUUACCAGAUUGCUAGAUGUUCUUUCUAGAGGUUCUUUCUGAAAACAUAAUAUUAUUCUUUAAUUCGAAGUCGAAUGAAAGGAUGUGAAGAAAUAUAUUUGGACUUAAUCGUAAGUAGUCAUUCAAGUAUUUUAUUAAUUAGGGCGAAGAAGGCGAGGAGGGCAAGAAAAGCGGAGGAUUAUGGAAAGGAUUAUCAUCGAAGAUAUUUGGUGGAGACACACCUGAAGCAAGAGAAGCGAAACUUCAGACCUUAGAAUCUCAGAUUGAAGAAUCAGAAAACGCUGUAAAAGAAGCACAGGAAGAACUCAGGUUUGUACCAACACAGGCGGAAUUUCAGGGGGGGGGGGAGGAGAGACUCCCAACCCGCUGCAGUGUCCAACAUACCCUUUCCUUUGAUCACGAAACCAGAGGCUGGUUUACACUAUCAGAGAACUUGUCUUUAAUUAAGUAUGUUUAUUUUUUUGUUUUGAAUGCUAAAAUUGGCAUUGUUGGACCCAACAUCGCGGAAAAACGUCUGCGCAUGCGCGUGUACUAGGAAAAAUGGCGAGGAAUUUAAAUGCCAAAUUGUAAACAAAAACAUGGCUAUUUAAUUAUUUAAGAUAAUUGAAACAAACAAGAAAUGCGCUAGAGUGGGAGUUUGGAUAUUAACAAUAAGUUUUCGAACAUUUAAAAUGUAAAAAGAAGCAGAAUUUAAAUUAAAAUUUAUAUUUUUAGACUGGGAGGGCGUGUGAACAUUUCUUGAAAAAUUGUCGACAGAAAAGACAGAAAAGUUAAGAAAACUAUAAAAUAUAUAGUUAAGCAUUUGCACACGAUUAAAUUGUAGAGUAAAUUAUUACCCUUAAAUAUCCUCAACGCAAAAACUAUACAUGCUACGCAAAAAAAGUUAUGGAGAAAAACAUUGGUCAUAUGAACCUACGAAAAAAAUCUUUGUAUGGUUCAGUUAAAGAACGUUUUAUUCAAUAAAUUUAUGGACAGUCACCUUUCGUUCAUUUUCUAGCAUAAUACUAUUUCUUGCACAUGUAGACUGUAAUUAUUUCUAUUAUUCCGCUUGCAUUUUUACGGAAAAGGCAAAACAUCGAAGUCGCUCCCAUUUUGAGGUUUUGACAACUUUCGGAACACUUGACAUGCACCACGUUCGCAAGGCAAAUUUCAGUAAGGGUGACGCAUGCACAGACGUUUUUCUGCGGUGUUGUUUGACCCGUUUUAGUUCCGGCGCAUGCGCAUACUUUUUCCGCCCGAUUGCUUUAGUGGCAAUGGCCGCUCAAAGAUCAGUGCGCGAUGAUGAACUGCCCAAUUACUUGUCAAGUUUUCCUUCAUGGCCCUACACACGCACCUUUUUCCUUGUUUAAAAGCAGGCAUCAUGACCAGCUUUUUAAAAAGGCUUCUUUAUCGAGGAAAAAUAGUCAAUUUUUGCCAUGCACACGGACAAGUAAAACUUGUCAAGAAAAACUUACUCGUCUACGUUAAGAUAGUAGCUAUAAAAAAAUAGGGAGUUUAUGAUGCUGGCAACGAACAACGAGUACGGACUACGGUUAAAUUCUUUUUUUCAGAUUCUUUUUACAGCAGCAAAUAAAAUUUACAUAUUCCCCAUUGCAUACUUUUCACCGUAGCGAGCAUGCCUACGACCCAUAAAUUAUAUUCUUGUGUUGUAAAGAUUACAUCAAGAACGCAGCACUGAAUCAUAAUCACUUGAUUUUCUUGCAGAUCUUUCACUGAAACGGCAGGCAAAGAUUAUGACAUGUUUCAGAAGCAGAGAGACCGUGACGUCAAUAAAAUUUUGAUUGACCAUAUCAAAACCCAAAUGAAAUUAUGCAAGCUGGUGAGUAUAUUGAUCUACAGUUGUCAAUACUCAAUACGUUUUCUUUUUCAUCCUUAUACGAGUUAUGACUCGUCAUCAGUGGCGUAGCCAGCCCGAUAAUUUAGUCCCGCUAUGCAAAUUCAAAAUUAUUAUCAUUACUAGAAGUACAUGCAUGCAACAACCCCUCAAUACCUAUAUUUUAUAUUUUCAGCCUAUAUAUUUUCAGCCUAUAUUUUCAGCCUAUAUUUUCCAAAAUUGUUUCAACAUGAAGUAUUCGUAAUUACGCCAACACUGAACGCAGGCUCGCGUUGCUGACGCCAUGUUAGUCAUGGAACACGAUAUUUGUUUUUUUUUUAAUUUUUUUUACAAACCUGAAAAAAAAAAUCUUAAAUAUUUUUAAAUACAGAAAUAUCAAUUUCUAAAAUAUAUAAAGUAGGUAUAUUAUUUUGGUUUCUAUGGGCUUUAUUUUAAUGUAAAAUUCAAAACGAAACUGUACGACUACGUAAAACGUUUUUAAAUGUGAAUUGAAAUUAACUGCUUUUUGCCGAUAUUAAUUAAAACUCUUCAACUUAUUACUCGCAGUCUCGCACUUUGAAAUGAAAUAAAUUUAAUUCGUACAGGACGCUAAUGAAAACAAUUCGCUUUCCUUUUUAUCAUGAACUUCUACAAAAGUUAAUUUAACUAAGAAACUUUCGCAUACAAUUCAUAGGAAGACUUGGACAACAAGAACAAAGUCUAAAUUAGUACAACGUCACACAUAAACAAUUCAAACAAACUUGCCCUAUACUUUAGGAUUUCUCAUACUAAAUCAAUCCUUAUAAAUGUUAUAAUGAUAAUUUGUUAUGUGAAACGAUUUUCCAAACUUUCUUACAUGCAUUUUCCCCGGGCGUUAGCCCGUGCCGAGGGUACUAAUUCCGCCUGGCUAUUUACGCCCGGGGAAAGGGAAGCAUUAGCGAAGUCUAAAGUUCAUUAAUGAUCGCGGGCGUGGGUGACCAACCGUGGGUGGUCAUCCUCACUGAUCUCAAAAAUAUGGCUGUUUUCCAUGAGUGGGAUAAGCAAGAUUUCAAUGUUCAAAAGCAUAUAUUUGGAAAAUCACGUUUUACACAAUAAGCUUUGAAGCAAUUUUUGUUUGAAGAAAUGAGAAGAAUUGAUUUACUGUGGGAAUCGUGAAAUAUAGGUUUGCUUUGAAUGUUUAAUGUUUAUGAAUUUUGUUGCUUUAAUUUAUUGCGUAAAACAUGCACUGCUUUCCUUUUCAAUGAAGCUGUAUUAAAGUUUGCUAAAUUACCCAGGCCUGUUUAAUUUAAGAAAAAAGGGUAAAAUGUAAAGGAGAGCAAAUUCAUUUGAAAACCGAACUGAAAUUACUCAACAAUUUGGACUUAUUUUAUUUUAUCAAGUAUAAACAGUUUAUCGGAAAAAGUAGUUUAAAGUUAUUAAAAGGAACAUUUCAAAACAUUUUACGAAGCGAUUCAGCUUAAAUUUUACAUUUAUCUCGGAAAUUCAUUGUUAUAUAGUUAAAAGCAAUAAUCUUUCAACUAUUUUUGGCGUUUUGUAAAAAAAUAUAAUAACGCGAGCCUGCGUUCAAUGUUGAUCAAUUGGUAAUACUUCAUGUUAAAUCAAUGUUUGGAAAAUACGGGCGAGGGGUUGCUGCAUGCAUGUAUUUCUAGUUUAUAUUUUUGCCUUCACUCCUGGCAGACAGCCAUAUUUUGAGAUCAGUGAGAUGACCACUCAUACACCAUGCGCCCGCGAUUAUUGAUGAACUUUAGACUUCGCUAAUGCUUUCCUUUCCCCGUGUGUAAAUAGCCAUGCGGAAUUAGUACCCUCGCCCCUUGAUUGUUUUCACAGUCAAUGAACACGAAUAUAUUUGCAUAGCGAGACUAAAUCGCCGGGCUGACUACGCUACUGCUUGUCAUUGCGACUUAUAACUCAUCAAUACGAUUUACAACUGAUCAUUACAAGUUAUGACUCGUCGUGGCGACUUAUAACUCAUUAUUACGACUUGUAACUCAUCAUUGUCACUUAUAACUCGUAUAUCAUUACCACAUAUAACUCGUCAUUAUACUCGCACAUUGGCCUGAUUUUUUUUCCUGACCGAGGCCCAAGAGCCGCAGUCCGUCCCUUUUUCCAACUUGCCAAACACACUGACAUUGGCAUUGACAUAGCGGGAUAUAUCAAGUAGAAAAUUUUUUUCGAGAUUAGACAGCUGUUGUUGUUUAUUUCCAGGGCGUGUCAACGUGGGAAAAUAUGAAAGAUACUUUUGAAGGAAUGGCAUAGCCAUUGGAUACAGAAUUUUAUCUCAUUGUUUUCCCCGCGAAGAACUAACUGAUCAUACGUACAAAAUCUUUGCCGGGAAGAUUUUACGACACAAUGAACACAUGAAUUGCAGAAGAAGAAAUUGAAACUAAAUUCUAUUUUUACAUGAAAUAAUAUCAUAAGUAUUGUUGACGAUUACUUUUAUCGAUUCCUAUGAUUUGGAUUAACCAAUUUGAUAAGAGUGAUGUCGAAGAAAAUUGCUUCGAAUGUAGUUUUAUUAAUUUGAAUAAAUUAAGUUUUGUUUUUAUUAAAUAC